AUGGAGCCCGCGGGAAUAUCGGAACGCUGUGACCCCAAAGUAACCAGGCCCACAUGGCCUUCAUUAUCCACCAUCACAUCGCCUUUAAGCGAAUGGAAGUGCCCGGCUACUUUGCUGUCCUACAGGCAUGCCUCCAAUGGUUUUAACAAGUGGGCGAUAUAUGGGAAACCAAGCGGCGAUCUGAUACGUCCCGGACUCAACGACGCACCAGAGUACGAAGUUGGCAGCCGUCCAAGGGCCGUCCGUCAAGAUAGUGGCCAAUCCGCUCCAGCGAAAAAAGGCGUUAGUGUCAACGCAGUGGCCCUCCUUAGUCCGGAAGUAGCUCAACGGCUAGCAGGGAGAGGGGUGGUGGAGGUGGUUGGGGAAAACGAGGCAUGGUCCAUAUCACCUAGCGAGCAGGCAUUCACAGUGGCACACGGGACGAAUUCUAAGCCAUAA
Molecule: messenger RNA, 438 nt
Organism: Aspergillus niger
Lineage: Eukaryota; Fungi; Ascomycota; Eurotiomycetes; Eurotiales; Aspergillaceae
Exons: 3
Coding region: 1-438 (145 amino acids)
Source: RefSeq, a predicted model, not a curated record